AAACAAGCUCAGAAUGGUCCAAAUGUUCUACGAAACGAAAUAGGGUUUGGGAGCUCCAAGAAGAAAGUCAUGGGCUUUUCAAAGUACCAGCUUCUUGAGCUGUUAAAGGAGCUUCUAAUUCAAUUUUCCCAGUAUGAGCAUCCAGUUGUUUUGACAGUUGAGGAAGGGGAAAAAUAUGUUGGACACUUAGGGGGUGGGAUGAGUAAAAAUUUAUUUUUGAAGGACAAGAAACACAGGUUUUAUGUUGUUUCUGCUUUGGCCAAUACCAAAGUUGAUAUAAAAGUAUUAUCUCAGCGGCUAGGUUUAGGAAAAGGAGGUCUGAGAAUGGCGCCCGCAGAGGCUAUAGGAGAAAUACUUCAGGUGCCCUUGGGUUGCGUCACUCCGUUUGCGCUAGUGAAUGAAUCAGCACGAGAUGUUUCGCUGUUGUUGGAUCAAGGGUUCAAGACUCAGGAGCACUGCUUCUUCCAUCCGCUGUCAAAUGACAUGUCCAUAUCUCUAAAUGCCCGUGAUCUUGACAAGUUUCUUAAGUCAAUAGGAAGGGAUCCCUCUUAUGUUGAUUUCGAGGCCAAUCCUACAGUGGGGAAAGAUCAACCCCCUGAUCUAGUUGCACUAGUUCCAUCUGGUUCAAUAGUUUUGCCUGAAAAGCAACCUUCAUCACAAGCUCCUACAGAUGGAAACCAUGUUUCUGUGGAUAAUAAGUCCAAGACAAUUUCAGCAAAAGUUGUUAGUGAGAAAAAUACAAAGGGGAAACCAGUCAACAAUACUCAUUCAUCAAGAUCCUUUGCAGAUGUUGACCAAUUUGUUGAAGAAAUGUUGCAUAAAACAUCAGAGUUAUUGCUUUCAGAGAUCAAUGAAGACACGAUACAUAAACAUGGGGAGCAUCUGGGCACUAGAGUGUCUGAGAAUCUACGGAAAGCUCUCAGCUCAGAUAUGAAAAACCUUUCGAUGAUAUUUAAGAACAAAGCAUACACAGAAGGGUUCCAUGCUGGUACUCACUCUCAAUGGAGACAUUUGUGA
Messenger RNA from Gastrolobium bilobum, 1017 nucleotides. RefSeq lists its product as uncharacterized. The record is from RefSeq and is a predicted model, not a curated record. Gene Ontology annotation, molecular function: aminoacyl-tRNA deacylase activity. The transcript is spliced from 13 exons. NCBI's taxonomy places the organism in Eukaryota, Viridiplantae, Streptophyta, Magnoliopsida, Fabales, Fabaceae. Bases 70 to 1017 code for a protein of 315 amino acids.